Pseudomassariella vexata is the source of this 1029-nucleotide messenger RNA. RefSeq lists its product as uncharacterized. The record is from RefSeq and is a predicted model, not a curated record. The transcript has a single exon. NCBI's taxonomy places the organism in Eukaryota, Fungi, Ascomycota, Sordariomycetes, Amphisphaeriales, Pseudomassariaceae. The annotation marks the transcript as partial.
AUAGACGUGACAGGCAGUCGUACAAAGACAAUAGCUGGCAAGAGCGCAAGGAAUCCAAAUCUGACAACUUUGACAAACAAGAUCACAACAAAUCACGUGAUGAUCAAAACCGCAAGGAUGACCGACGGGACACGUCCAAGGACCGAGUCCACUGGGCCGGAGAACCCGAAGAGAUACCAUCUGGUGGCUCGCCGUCGGAAUCGACUUCGGAGUCCGAAGGUUCGACAUACGAUUCAUACUACAUCCUGGACAAGAACCUGACUUGCAACCGAUGUAUGGUUGCAUUCCGAUCCACUGAACAGCUUCAAAAACAUCGCACUACUUGUAAGGCAACGAAACAAGUUAAGCGAGAAAGACUGUACCCGAUAUGCUCUCCAAACACCCCAGACCGACGAACAUGCGGAUUCUGUCACUUUACGUGCGAAUCACGAAACAAGCUGUUCCAACACCUUGGAAAUUGCAAAGACGCCAAAGUUGGCAACAUCAAGCCCAAAGAGUUGGAACAGAACACGGUAAAGGAUCCAGACAGCCAGCCUAGGAUCAAGGAGGCGCCAGCCGUCGACUUCCAGGACAGAUCAGUCAUGAGCAGAUACACCUACCUUAGAGUAGAAGCCAGUGCUUUACCAACAGCCGACAAGGUAGAAGUAUGCCUUGAUCCCGGCACAGGUAGAACAAUUAUCGGGCGCUCCUACCUCAAGACACUGAAGCAUACUAUUGAAAACCGAAGAGGUAUGGUCAAAGGCAUUGGCAAGAAAAGCAUGAAGGUAACCGAAUGGGCAACCUUUACAUUCUAUCUGCACGGUACAGACGAAUCGGGACCCACGGUCAUGAAGUUCACCAAAUCAGGAUGGGUCGUUGAGGACGACCUCGAACCCAACAUGCUUGUCGGCAAUGAUAUGCUUCAUCCACACGGAGCUAACAUCUGUUACGAAAAUUUUACCGUUACAUUUACCCACCUGUACAAAUUCACCGUCGAUUUUGAAGUCAAAGUCAACAGCAAUGCGUGCAUACGUAAGGUUACGACUAUUA